Rhipicephalus microplus (southern cattle tick) is the source of this 318-nucleotide messenger RNA. RefSeq lists its product as uncharacterized. Lineage: Eukaryota; Metazoa; Arthropoda; Arachnida; Ixodida; Ixodidae. The record is from RefSeq and is a predicted model, not a curated record.
AUGCUACACUUGCCUGCCUGCCCUAAAACGUCUAAUUCCGCUGUUCCCGACUUGUACGCAGCACUACAACUCGGCCUUGGCUAUCCUUACUACGGUUUCGGCUACGGCAUGCCUUACUACGGCAUGGGAUACGGUAUGGGUAUGCCUUACUACGGCAUGGGCUACGGCAUGGGCUACGGCAUGGGCUACGGCAUGGGCUACGGCAUGGGUAUGCCUUGGUACGGAAUGGGCCUCGGAUUUGGAAUCGACUACGACUACUACGGCAUGGGUGGCUUGGGCAUGUACGGCAUGGGAAUGUACGGCCUCGGCAAGAAGUGA